Molecule: messenger RNA, 1195 nt
Organism: Caenorhabditis sp. 36 PRJEB53466
Lineage: Eukaryota; Metazoa; Nematoda; Chromadorea; Rhabditida; Rhabditidae
Source: the annotation of a GenBank genome assembly
AUGUGUUCGACCUUUAUGCAUGUGAGUCACAUUUUACAAUUCUGAAGUUUUCUGCGCUGAUAUCAUCUCCUGAAUCGAGGUCAUUAUCGUUUCUUUGCAGAAAAACAGCUACACCAGCGCCUACUCGAAGUCGCAAUACGAGGCGCCGAAGCAAGUAGGUUUCACUUUCCCGAUUGAUAAUAUGAAGGUCAUUCCCAUUUUUUUCAGCUGCUUGAACUCCGCUCUCGCGUCAAGCCUUUGCUUUCUCCUGACUCGUGUACCAGUUCCGACAGCGUCUUCUCGCACUCGUCUCUGUCCCCUCGGGCGCGUCCGGAACAUCAGAAGCUCCAUCUCGCUUUCAUCGAGAAGGACAGACGUGUCAAUUCAUCCACACAUCAGUUCCUGAAGAUGAAGCCGUCAAUGCAACAGUACCAGGCCUACGAUCGUCCCACUUACUCUCGCAAGACGACGUUGCCACCGUUGAUGAGAACACCAUCGUCCGGAUUUUCGAGUUCUUCGUCUUCGGAGAACAUGUUCUCCGGAUUGACCAUAUCUGCGUCAGAUGAGCCGAAAUACCAUGAUUUGCUUGAUCCGACAGUCGAGGUAGAUUUGGAUUAUUUCCUCUUACCUGAAGUACGCUAUAAGCAGCCUAUCUCGAUGCCUGGCAGUGCUCCAAGUAUUGCUGGAAGUCGUGGAAAUAUGAGUAACAUCAGUGGCUACCACAGUCAGAACGUAAUGUCAAGACAACCAACGCAAUACAAACCAAACCCAGCGAUACAGCCGGUUAGUUUUUUUUACUUACUUCGUACUUUACGUUUGUAACUUCAGAAUCCGUACGGGGAUUAUUCGUAUUCGAAUGUGAAGCGAUCUGUUGGUUACACCGACUUCUUGCCGCAGGUUGCACCAGCCGGAGCCGUUCGUCCCCAAACUUCCGUGCCGACGUCUUCAGCUGUCCGAUGCCCGUAUUGUUGGGAGUCGUACGUGAAGCUCUGUCAGCGAGUGGCCAACUUGGACCCAGUAAUCCAUUGCGACGGUCCGUGGCAAUGGCAUAGUCUUCUGGAUAGCCAAGGACGAGUCACGUGAGUUUCGGUAAUUCGAGUUGCCCAAUUCACAUUAUGACUCUUUCAGAUGCCCAAGACUGUGGUUCACUCAGCUUGACCGUGCCGGAGAAGACAUGCUGGCGCAGAUGGCCAUUGCACGAAAUGCACCCGUUUAA